This is a messenger RNA of Trematosphaeria pertusa, 1679 nucleotides long. RefSeq names its product 2-nitropropane dioxygenase. Gene Ontology annotation, molecular function: nitronate monooxygenase activity. Bases 311 to 1360 code for a protein of 349 amino acids. Lineage: Eukaryota; Fungi; Ascomycota; Dothideomycetes; Pleosporales; Trematosphaeriaceae. The record is from RefSeq and is a predicted model, not a curated record. The transcript has a single exon.
GUCUACCCUCUUGAUUCUUCAUGGUUGUACUAGACGUUAACGCCGUCCUGAUUCCAGCCUGGAAAGUAAGGCUGAUGUCAGGUGAUCCUAGUCGAGUCGACUUCGAACGAGAGCGAACCGAGGCUCGGUUUCUGUUCCCCACAUCUCAGUCGGAGCCCUUGUUCGCGCAGGGCUGACUUGUGCCGCUAUUUAACAUCAACUUCGCCAGACUGGCCAUGGCCUCCAUUGGUGACUCCGUUCAGCUUCUGAGCCAUUACCCGUCCUUCGCUCUUCAUUUCUCCACCCGGCAUAAGCUCAGAUAUCCUCCAUAAUGGCGCCGCCCGCUCUCCAGACGCCACUCUCCAAGCUGCUAGGGAUCCGAUAUCCCAUUAUCCUGGCCGGCAUGGCGCGCACAUCAGGUGGGCCGCUUGCCGCAGCUGUAUCGAAUGCGGGCGGUCUCGGUGUUAUCGGAGGACUGGGAUACACACCGCAACAGCUCCAAUCGAUCAUCGACGAACUGAAAGCCAAUCUGGACGACAAGUCCCUCCCAUUCGGCGUUGACCUCGCUCUUCCCCAAGUCGGCGGCUCAGCACGCAAAACGAACCACGAUUACACUCACGGCCAAUUGGACGAGCUCAUCGAGGUUACGAUCAAGAAUGGCGCGAAGCUGUUUGUCAGCGCGGUCGGUGUACCGCCGGCUAGGACGAUCAAGCGGCUCCAUGAGGCCGGUAUACUGAUUAUGAAUAUGGUUGGGCAUCCCAAGCAUGCGGUCAAGGCAUUGGAGGCUGGCGUCGAUAUUGUGUGCGCGCAGGGCGGCGAAGGUGGCGGACAUACUGGCGACAUUGCGAAUUCGAUCCUCAUUCCCUCGGUCGUAGACGUAGCACGGAGAUAUAAGAGCCCGUUGACAGGGGAGACGGCAAUGGUGGUUGCGGCGGGAGGAAUUUACAAUGGUCGAAGUCUGGCGAGCAGCCUGAUGCAGGGCGCCCAAGGCGUCUGGGUGGGCACGCGGUUCGUGGCUAGCACAGAGGCCGGGUGCUCACAGAUGCACAAGGAGAACGUGGUGUCCGCUACGUUCUCUGAUACUGACCGGACGCUGGUUGUCAGUGGACGGCCGCUGCGGGUCAAGCUGAACGACUAUAUCAAAGACUGGCACUCGCGGCUGGAGGAAAUCAAGAAGCUGACUGAAAGCGGCGUUGUGCCGUUGGCAAAGGACAUGGAUGACGGGAAGGAUGUCGAUAUCCCGUUCCUGAUGGGACAGGUGUCUGGCGUUAUUACAGAGAUCAAGCCUGCGAAGCAGAUCGUGGACGAAAUGGUGCAGGGGGCGGUUGAUAUGUUGAAACUAGGCCAGACGUACCUUUCUGCACCGAGCAGCAAGCUGUAGGUAGAUGGACUAAGUCCGCGUCUUUGCUGACGCUAUUGCAUUACUUUCAUGUAUGUCGCCCAGAAGAGUCAUAGCAUCUGGCGUCAUCUCCGGGUACCACAUAUUUCGUGUAACCGGGGCCGAGUCACUGGGGCUGCAUUCAAAAGUUUGCAAUGCCAGAAGCAGAACAACGAUUCUCGUGGUAAUGUUCUACGGCGAUUGCUUUGUAGCGUUUUCCGGGGGCAAAUGUAUAAUGUAGCCUGUUAAUUACUGCAUUCAGUCUGGCAGGGUCAUCAUCGUGUGCUCACGGCGUUUGCGCACCAAGAAUCCGAAAGCCUGG